Molecule: messenger RNA, 1867 nt
Organism: Capsicum annuum
Lineage: Eukaryota; Viridiplantae; Streptophyta; Magnoliopsida; Solanales; Solanaceae
Product: zinc finger protein CONSTANS-LIKE 12-like
Exons: 5
Coding region: 438-1631 (397 amino acids)
Molecular function (GO): protein binding; zinc ion binding
Source: RefSeq, a predicted model, not a curated record
CAGGCUUCCAUAAUAAAUACUAACAUAUCUUCCUCACUCAAACUUCUUUUAGAUGGCGUAAGUCCUAUUACUAAUGAAAGAAAAAACAACUUUUAUGUUCUUGCAGAUUCUCUUUCCCAUUUCUCUUUUCAUGUUUAGCUCAUCAUAACAUAUAUAAAUUGUGUCGAUCCUUUUUUUUUGUGUGAGAAGAGAAAUGCUUGAUUCUGAUAAAAUCUUUAGCAUCAAUUUUCAGUACCAACUAAGAGAAUUUGAUCAUCCGCCUAUUUUCUGUCCUUAAGGUGGAGACUACACUAAAAAUUUUCACACGAAUCACUACAAUUUGUGAUUGAGCCUUCUAUUUUAUCUUCUAUAGGCAUUAGGCCAAAUAAAUAGAUUUCAAGAAUAAACAAAUAAAUUAUAAGAAGAAGCACAUUAUUACUCGCUAGUUUUAAAGUUCAAUGGAUCCUGUAUGUGAAUUAUGUGGGGUGGCGAGGGCAGUGGUGUAUUGUAAACCAGAUUCAGCUAGGCUUUGUUUGUCAUGUGAUGGAUACGUUCACUCUGCAAAUCCUCUAUCACGAAGGCAUUCGCGUUCUCCCAUUUGUGACAAAUGCAAUUCACAGCCAGCACUAGUGAGAUGCAUGGAUGAGGCAGUGUGCUUGUGUGAAGGCUGUGAUUGGGAUGGACAUGGCUGCAUAGGGACAGGACAUCGACUGCAGAAGUUGAAUCCUUACACUGGAUGUCCAUCUCCUGAUGAGUUUACAAGGAUGUUUUCACUAGUUCUUGAAACGUCUAUUGGUAAUGACACCAGUUUUGGCAGCUUUGGUACUCGUCCUCGUAGUUCAUUAUGUAUCAAUGAGAAUAAUAGCAGUUUGGAGAGUAAAGGGAAUGAUGAUUCAUUGGUUGCUAGUAAACUCAAUGAGUUUGCUUCUAACUAUAAGUUUGAAUCAUGGGUCAUUCCUCCUGAUCCCAAUUACAUGACUUCCUAUAACAAAGAUCCGGCACCCUUCUCUGAGGGAUCUGGUCUUCCUAAGCAAGAUUGUCCAAUCAAGGAUCUCGGAUUAGAGGAAGGUGAUGAUCUCUCAGAAGGUGUUGAUUUUGAUGAUGUGACAUUGAAUUUUGACUGUGGUUACGAGAUUUUGGGUAGUUCACAGCAGAGUCAUCCAAGAUACUCUAAUGAAGACAAGGAAUUGGAUUGCCUAGUCAUGGAGAAAAAUUCUUCCGUCACAGGAUCUAAUAACGUGGAAACUUCUCACGAGGCAACCUCUUCUGUGCAGCAAGAGUACAUGGGCUUGCAGUCUUCGCAAAUGGCUGCAGCUGCGAGUUCAACGAAUCUGUUGCAGACAAUGAAUGCUACUGCUAAUUGCGUUCUUAUGAAUCCUACAUGCAAUGGAAGCAUUGGCGCCUUACCCUAUCUACCUGCACCAAUUCAUCCAAGCAUGUCACUAUCACUCUCCAACAUCACUGGUGAAAGUAGUGUAACAACUGAGUAUCAAGAUUGUGGGUUGUCACCAGGGUUCCUUAAUGAAGCACCAUGGGAUUUGAGUUUAGAAAAUUGUCCACAGAGAAGGCAUGAAGCCAAAAUGAGAUAUAACGAGAAAAAGAAAACUAGAACGCCUUUAAUGAACACUCUGAACAAGAAGAGGUUGCCAUGAUUUCCAAUGACCUAGCUGGUAGUUUCUAAUAGACUGUUGCUUUCUCAUAGGAUCCGGCAGUCAGAGGAUACAAUUGCAAAAGGACUCUGCCUUUCCUUUGCAUUCUGAUCUCAGAAAACCUCCUACAUAGUCACCUUAUAAUCCGUUGGUGUAUGCAAAUCAUAUCCAUUGCCGAGGUGCCUUCAGUGUCUUCCAUAUCUGUGACAUCUAAUAAGCUUCAAAAUUAUUAGCACUUA